Molecule: messenger RNA, 1629 nt
Organism: Tilletiopsis washingtonensis
Lineage: Eukaryota; Fungi; Basidiomycota; Exobasidiomycetes; Entylomatales
Exons: 5
Coding region: 37-1614 (525 amino acids)
Biological process (GO): positive regulation of translation; nuclear-transcribed mRNA catabolic process, nonsense-mediated decay
Cellular component (GO): nucleolus; cytoplasm
Molecular function (GO): mRNA binding
Source: RefSeq, a predicted model, not a curated record
CACCACGCCGCCCUCUGGCUCGCACGCAGCCCGACCAUGGACGCAGCACCUGCAGUUGCGCCCGCGGCACCGGCCAGCAGGCGCGCACGUGCCGUCGCAAAGGCGCCCAAGCAGGCAGCCGGAGCGGCGGAGGCACCGGCGCCGGCCGACGAUGCCACUGGCGCCGAGGCCGCCGCCGCCGCCAAGCGCAAGGAGAAGAAGAAGCGCCGCAAGAAGGACAAGAACGCCGCAGCCGCAGCGGCUGGUGCUGGAGGCGGAGGCAGCGAGGAGCCAAAGACGCGCCUCAAGGUCGUCGUGCGCCGCCUGCCGCCCAACGUGCCCGAGCACAUCUUCUGGCAGGCCGUGGCGCCGUGGGUGCGCGAUGCCGCAGACGUCGCGGCCGCUGCUGGGCCAUCGCAGCCGGCAGCCGAGGCGCCUGCGCCGCCGCAGACGGCCGACUGGAAGAGCUUCGUGCAGGGCAAGCUGAAGGACGCUUCACGGGCAGGCACGUCCAACGACCCAAAGGAGAUCGCUCACCGGCACUCGCGCGCCUAUGUGCGCUUCUGCACCGUCGAGGCGCUGCUCGACUUCCACCGCAACUUCGACGGCCAUGUCUUCCGCGACUCGAAGGGCGCCGAGUACACUGCUGUGGUGGAGUUUGCACCGCAUCAGAAGGUGCCGUCUGACAGCUCGCGCCGCAAGAAGCCCGAUGCGCGCCAGGGCACGAUCCUUGACGAUUCGGACUACAAGGAGUUCGUCGCCUCGCUGGAAGCGAAGCCUGGCGAUGGAGACAAGGAGAAUGAGACCGGACAGUCGCAGGCGGAGAAGACAGACGCCCAGCUCAUGGCGCACCUGGCGUCGCAGUCCGCCGAGCUAUCCGCCUCUUCGGCACGCGCCAAGCACACGCCUUUGCUCGAACAUCUACGUGCACAACGCACCGCUCGUGCCGAGGCGUCAGCUCUAGCUGCGGCGCGCAAGUACCUCGGACACAAGAAUCAGGCCUACCAAGCCGCGAGCGAGAAGGACGUCAAGGGCAAGGGCAAGAAGCCAGCCAAGGACCCCGCUGCGGCGCCCGCGAAGAAGGCCAAGAAGGGUGCAGCACCGCAGGACGGAGCAGGCGCCGCUGCGCCGCCCGCCGCUCCUGCUGCCGGCGAGAAGAAGAAGAAGGGCAAGCCGGACGUAGCGAAUCGCGCAUUCGGCGCAGCGAUUGGUGCUGCUCUCGGUGCCGAGAAGCCUGCGCGAGGCAAGGGCAAGGCAGCCGCAGGCGAUGCUGGUGCUGCUACGCCUUCUGCAGAUGGGCCUGCAGGCCCGGAAGCACCAGCAGGCAAACCCAAGAAGCCUCGCGGAGCACCGAGCAAUCGCGGCGGCGGCGGCAACGCGACACCCGCAGCUGCACCUAGUGCACCACUCGCCAUCCUCAGGCGGGACGAGGCACCGGGAGCCGAACCGGGAGGUGCAGCAGCCCAGGCUGCGGCUGCACCACCGCAACAGCAGCCGCCGACUGGUCCGCGCGCCGAUGGAGAGGCCGGCCGAGGCGCACGCGGUGGGCGCGGGGGUCGCGGCGGCGGACGUGGACGAGGACGGGGAGCGCCACGAGGAGGCGCACCGGCUGCCGCUCGGCCCACCGAUGCGUGACACAGCUUGCGAAUU